AUGGAUCUGGAGACGGAAAAUAGAAUAGCUGCCAUUCUCUUGAAGGAGGCAGCUGAAUUGCGCAGGCAGGCUCAGAGGGAAGGUGCGCUUGCUUACCUUCGUCAGCCAACUGCGAGAAGUAGGCCCAAUUCUCGUUUUCUGACAGCAACUGUUCGUGGUGUUCAGCAAGCUAACCGUGUUGUCGAGGUAAAUGAGAUGUGGCGGCUAAGGGAGAAACAGAUACAGCUGGAUAAUAGGCUUAGUGGAGCAAGAAAUGAAAGCAACAUAAAUAGAAGUUACAAGGUCGCAAGUGAAUCUUCUAGAAGGAGUAGAAGCAGCAGCUGCAAUGAACCGGAAUCAUGUAGAGUUGCCUCUUUCUCUUCAAAGAAGAGAGAUAUUCAGAAUCUUGAUCCAACGGAGGAUGAAGGUUUAAGGGAUGAUGAGGUCGACAAAUUUCUAAAUUCCAGAGCUAAGAGGGGUCGGGGAGCAGUUGGAUCACGAAUGGAUGAAACUGGUCCAUACCUUCCAUCCUGUCCAGAUUCAAUAACGAGCGUGUCCGAAAAUGCUACUGAGGAGAAGAAGAAAGUUCUGCUUGGGCCCCUGAAGCCUCAUCACUUGAAGUCUAUUGAAUCUUCUGAUGAUGAUGAAUCAGAUGAAGAUAGGAGGAGGAAGGCAAGGAGAGGCUCAGACAAGGGGCACUCCAAGAAACACAAGUCGAAAGAUAAGUCGAGAGAUAAGAAAAAAAAGAAGAGGAAGGAAAAAAAGCAUAAAUAUCAUUAA
Messenger RNA from Striga hermonthica, 759 nucleotides. Lineage: Eukaryota; Viridiplantae; Streptophyta; Magnoliopsida; Lamiales; Orobanchaceae. The record is from the annotation of a GenBank genome assembly.